GCAGUGCCCUAGGCCCAACCAUCAUUAGUUUUUUUUCACCAAUGACCUGGCUGCCAUUAGGUCAGGAUUUGGAAUGUUUGAAGAUUGCAUAAUGUUACAUAGCAUUUGUCACUCCUCUUCUACUGAAGUACCUGUAAAUGUGUACAGAAAGACUUGCAAAUUUACAGGUUGUUCAGAGGCCUUUCGUGGAUUAUUUGCAUUUGAGAUUCUGGUCAGCUGCCUAUCGACUGUGUGUCUCAUUUGUCACAGUAACUUUGGGAUCAGUGUUAGCAGGGGAAAAAUCUCUCCUAAAAAUUCGGUGAAUAUGUUACUUGGACUGGCACAGAAACCAUGGCAGUCGAUCUGCAAUUUCUAUUUCCGAAAAUAUGUCUUUGGAGCCAGUCAAGCCCAUUACAUACGCAAGAGCGUUAUGAUCAACCAAAGUGUCUGGCACAGUAUGCAUUCUCACUUACCAAUCACCAUGGACGUCCAGCUGCGUUUAUACUCCUCAUCAAAUGGCAAAAAGGAUGGAACCUAUGAAUAUAAUGCCAGCAGUACCUCUGCGUCCUUGGGAAUGGAGCCUAGUACUCAACAAAAUUCGAAAAUAGCUGCUCAAGGGCCCAGUGUUUCAGGUCAACCUACUUUGGAGCAAAUCCAAGUGAAAGUUAAAGCUAUUCUGAAGAAGAGAGAUUAUGGGUCCACAUAUACUCAAAAUAAUUUCAUCACAGGCAUGCGGGCGCUGAAUGAAUUCUGUCUAAAACCCAGUGAUCUGGAACAAUUAAGGAAGAUUAAACGGCGAAGUCCUCAUGAUGAUACAGAAGCAUUUACUGUCUACUUAAGAUCUGAUGUAGAAGCCAAGGCUCUUGAAGUGCAUGGUAGCCGAGAAGCUCUUGCCAGGGCAAAAAAACGACGCCAAAAUGAAGAAAUUGCACAUAAAGAAAAUCUUUUCAGGAAUGAGAAGUUAAUGCGGGAAUAUCGGGAGUUUCUAGGUAACACUAUGCCUCGCUCAACUAAGUCAACGAAGUUUUUACAGGGACCAGGAAAAGUUGUGAUGGUUGCAAUCUGCAUCAAUGGGCUGAAUUUUAUCUUCAAACUGCUUGCCUGGAUUUAUACAGGGUCCGCAUCCAUGUUCUCAGAGGCUAUACAUUCACUGGCUGACACCUGUAAUCAAGUUUUGUUAGCGGUGGGUGUCAGUCAGUCUGCUAGGACCCCUGAUCCCGGUCAUCCGUAUGGAUUUACAAAUAUGCGCUACAUUGCUUCCCUCAUCAGUGGAGUUGGCAUUUUUAUGAUGGGUGCAGGACUGUCCUGGUACCAUGGAAUUAUUGGACUUAUACAUCCUCAUCAUAUUGAAUCAUUAACAUGGGCAUAUUUCAUCCUGGCUGGUUCACUAGUUUCUGAAGGAGCAACACUUAUAGUUGCAGUAAAUGAACUCCGAAAGAAUGCUCGAGCUAAAGGAAUAACGUUAUAUCAGUACGUGAUGAAUGGUCAUGAUCCAACCACUAAUGUUGUUCUGUUGGAAGAUGCAGCUGCUGUGUUGGGAGUGUUGUUAGCAGCUAGCUGUAUGGGGCUGACAUCUCUUACUGGUAAUCUAUAUUAUGACAGCAUUGGUUCCCUCGGUGUUGGAACACUCUUAGGUGCAGUUUCAACAUUCUUGAUCUACUCAAAUACUGAGGCUUUGAUUGGGAGAUCUAUAAAGCCAGAAAAUGUACAGAGGCUUACUGAACUUCUGGAGAAUGACCCUUCAGUAAGGGCUGUGCAUGAUGUAAAGGCUACUGACAUGGGUCUAAGCACAGUACGAUUUAAAGCAGAGAUCGAUUUUGAUGGAAGAAUAGUGACAAGAUCUUACCUGGAGAAACAAGACAUUGACAUUGUCUUAAACGAAAUUCAGCAGGUUAAAACUCCCGAAGACUUGGAAGCAUUUAUGCUGAAACACGGAGAGAAUAUCAUUGACACUCUGGGAGCUGAGGUUGACCGGCUAGAGAGUGCACUCAAGCAAAAGUAUCCUGAUGUGCGUCAUGUUGACUUAGAAAUUUUAUAAUUACCUUGGACUGUGAAGAUGCCUGGCAUAUCUAAUGAAGAGCACUGCAAAUACAGAGAUGACUGUUACUUGCAGCCAGUACUGCAAUGCUUAUUGUGGUUAUUAUAAGCUGUUAUCAUCACAUGAUGUUAUGACUCUAGUGCUUUAGGACAUUGCACAGUUAAAAUACGUAAGAUUGACAGACUUGAGAAUUGCAGUGCUAUGGAGUGAUCUAUCGUGUUAUAACUUCCAUGUGGCUGAGCAAGUAGUUAUAAUAUUAUAUACUGGCAGAACAACUAUUUUGAGUUAAUGAAAUGGUAACAGUGCCUGAUGUGGGGGAUUAGUGACUUUGUUUGCAAACUGGAUGAUUGCAUAACUUUCUAUUGAAACAUUUUAGUUGCUUUUGUUGACUUAUGUAAAUUGUAUACUCAAAUCUUCCAAAUUCAAGCUGUACAAUGUUCAAACUGUCUGUUUCAUAAUGUUCAACCUUGACAUAAUAACAGAAAAAGUGAAAACUGACUGCAAAUAAAACCUUAUUUAUGGAUCCAUUGAAUUUACUGGUAUAAUAACUAAGUAUCCAAACUAAAGUUAAUAGUUUUUUUUUAAAUCAAGAUUUUUAAUCAUGUGCAUGGAAGAUUUUAAUUUGAAAUUGGAAGGACUUUUUGAAAGAGAAAGUAUUUUGAUGAAGUUUAAAGUGUUAAAAUGCCAAGUAAAUGGAAUUAGAUCAAGUUUUAUUAAUUUGGUCAUGCUUUUAUUAAAUGGCAAGAGACCUCACUAAAUAUAAAAUUCAAAAUCCACAAGUUAACUUUCUUUGAAAUUGAUUAAACCAAAGUGUAUUCAUAUGGCAGUAAUGUUGGAAUUUCAACAACAGUGCUUUACAGAAAGAAGGUAGAAUUUUCCAUUUUACCCCUUCAAAAUAAUUAUAGUUUGAUCAGCAAUUAUUUAGGAAAAUAAAGGUGCAGGCAUUUAAAUUAGAAAUAACAAUUGAUGGCAUCAUUUAAAUUAUGUAACAUAUUCAUGGGAUGAAGAUAUUUAUUUUGAAUCUAGAGCGAUAUUGCUACAGCUAUAUAUCCAUCUGUUACAUUGAAAAAUAACUAGAUUAUACUAGAAUGUACAAUCGCUGUCAAAGCAUGGAAGGUAACGCUGUUGAAACCAAAGCUGCUAUGAAUGUUGAAAUUUCCUUUUGUGAUAUAUUUUCUUAACCUAAUUUGAGAAAGAAAUAUUCAAGAGAACUGAGUGGCGCUGUGGUUUACUAAAAACUUACGCGAUGGAUCUUAGCUGAUAGACUAGAAAUCUGUCUGCUAGUUGGAUAAGCAUCCUGCAUAAGAGAAAGUUUAGACAAUUUCUGAUGGCUUGUGCUUCUAAUUCAAACAGUGAAUUUUGACACAUUGUGCUGAAAUAAUAGUCACAGGAUAGCUGUCAUGGAAAGUUUUCAAGAAAUAUUUUUUGAAGUAGGAAUUAUGAAUUCAGGGCUAUUAUUCUGGUAGCAAUAACAAAUCUGUCAUCAAAUCUGGUAGUACUGUAGUUGGAAACUUAAACUGCUCAAAAAUGGUAUCCCUCGCCUUUAGCCUGCAAAACGGCUUCGCUAAACUUGGAGGUUUUUAUAUCCAGUCUUCACCAAAUAUUCUAUAGCAUUUUUUAAUUAGAUUGAGAAAUGACUUUUUCGAGCAUUCACUUUUUUUUAGUGAAAAAGGCUAUAACAACGUGUUUUUGAUUGCUUUAACUUCAACCAGUUUGGUAGAAGAAUUGUAUUACUGAAAAUAAUGGAGUUCUGUUGAAUGGUAAUUAUUUUUAUUCUACAUAAUGUAGAGGAAUAGAUUUUCUUUAGAUUGUAUUCUUUAAAUGUGUUUGUUUCUGGAAAAAGUACAGCAUUCUCUUCUUUAUACAGUGGAGUAUAAAUAUUGGCUUUCCCUUAAAUUGGCAUUUUUGUCCUGAUCCAUGAAAGAAGGAAAGCUUUGACAAUGUCAUCUUUUAGCAAUACUUGUUUAAUGAUCAGUUAACUUGCUUCAUGUUCUCAAGAAAGAAGUAAAACUGGGAGGUUUUUUGAAGAGGAUAGUGAUUAGGGAAGACACUACCUAAUGCAAUUGUCUUAAUAAAUUUAUCUAUCAAACCUGGUACAUCUUGUCCAUCUUCUUUUACAGUUCCUUUUAGAAUCAGACUGAUUUUCAAUGUUAUAUUUUAGAUGUAUGUCUGUUUGUGAAAUUAAUUUAUUUAAGGACCUUGGUUUGGAAUCUUUUGUCUUUUCAAGCAGUAAUGCAGUUUUUUUUUACUGGUAAAUGUACUUGUUCCACCAAGCCCUUUGUUCUUUAUUAAGUUGUAAUUUCAUUAUGCAUUACCAAAUUGGGUUUUGAUGUCGGAUUCAAAGAUCCUGAGUGCAAAAUAUGAAUAAAUAAUCUAAGCUAAAA
Molecule: messenger RNA, 4401 nt
Organism: Stegostoma tigrinum
Lineage: Eukaryota; Metazoa; Chordata; Chondrichthyes; Orectolobiformes; Stegostomatidae
Gene: slc30a9
Product: solute carrier family 30 member 9
Exons: 20
Coding region: 74-2017 (647 amino acids)
Biological process (GO): positive regulation of transcription by RNA polymerase II; zinc ion transport; transmembrane transport
Cellular component (GO): nucleus; membrane
Molecular function (GO): monoatomic cation transmembrane transporter activity
Source: RefSeq, a predicted model, not a curated record